Molecule: messenger RNA, 3182 nt
Organism: Onthophagus taurus
Lineage: Eukaryota; Metazoa; Arthropoda; Insecta; Coleoptera; Scarabaeidae
Product: RNA-binding protein 5
Biological process (GO): mRNA splicing, via spliceosome
Cellular component (GO): nucleus
Molecular function (GO): RNA binding
Source: RefSeq, a predicted model, not a curated record
AACUUAAGAAACGUGAACACAACGUUUUAUCAGUAAAGUGACAAAGAUUAAGAAAUGCAAUAAAGCUGUUGUAUUUCCGGGUGGAAUCGUGAAAUAUAUCGAAAUUAUAGUAUUAGGGAGGGUUUAGAUCGAUUUGGUGCGGAAAACGAGCCACAAUUAACAUGUAUAGCGACAGCCAAUAUUACAAAAAGAAGGAGCACUCCAAAGGUAAAACGACGAUGGAGUAUCGUGAUAGGAGUAGCCGGUCCAGAUCCAGACACAAGAGUAGAUCAAGGAGCCAUUCGCCACAUUACAGGAGACAUAAUGGACGAAGAUCCCCUCACAAAUCACAUAAAUAUCAACGAUACAGCAGUGAUUAUAUAGAUGAUAGAUCACCAAAAGGAAGUGAUUACGACAGUGAACGUGAUUACUCAAGAAAAGAAUUUAGAGAAUCACGCAGCCGGUCCCGUAGUAGGGAGCACAUGCGGGAACGUGGAAGAGACCGCUACAGAGAUUACGAUGGUGGUCACCGUGAUUACAGACGUAAAAGCAGGGAACGUCGGUCAAGCAGCGGUUCGCGUUGGGAGCGGAAAGGUUCUGAGGAACGGAAGUUGCACGAUCGGUCGUACCGUGACAAUGAUAGGGACAGCAUUGAUAGUGAACGUAGCUCUUCUGGCGGCGUUUUGGGUGCCAGCGGUUCUGAAAUUAUUGGUUAUAAAAGUCAACCACCCAAUAAUACGAUUAUGAUUCGUGGUCUUGCUCAACAUAUUACAGAAAACGAUAUAAGACAAGAUAUAAUACAAUGUGGUUUAAUGCCAAAGGAUAUACGCUUAAUCAGGAAGAAAGAUACAGGUGCGUCUCGCGGUUUUGCCUUUGUCGAGUUUACAACGCUAACGGAAGCCACGCGCUGGAUGGAGAUGAAGCAGGGCAUUCUCAUGCUACAAGACCAAUACCGCGCCAUCAUGCAAUACAGCAUACCCAAGGAGCUAUGUCCAAGUUCAGAAAAAGCUCCUUCGCAUAAAGCAUCCGCUGAUUGGUUUUGUAUUAAAUGUGGAGCUCAAAACUUCAAACGACGGGAUAACUGCUUUAAAUGUCACGCCUCAAGAAUGGAAAGUGAAGAAGGUGGCAGUGGAAGUGACGAAAUUUGCAAUUACGCCACCAAAACAAUCAUGUUACGGAAUUUGGAUGCGUUAACAACGGAAGAUACCGUAAUGUCGGUUUUAAACGUAACAAUUUCCGAUUUGGUCAAGAAAAUCUCCGCGGUAUCCAUAGGAAGGGAUCCUUUAACAUCAACAUCCCGCGGAAUUUGCUAUUUGGGGACAGAAAGUACGCUAGACGCGCUCGCUAUUCACGGUGCUUUAACGAAUUUGUUAACGCCUUUGAGUAUCGACGGAAAAACGAUUAUUUUAUCUUAUUGUAAAUACAACAUGGGGGACACUAAAAACGUUUAUUCACAACCUGAAGCCAGUAUUCCAACAGCAUCCGUCGCAACGACGUACACAUUAAACGACGUUGACCGAUUAGCGGAAUAUUCAGCGAGGAGAUACGCCAAAAACUUAAUCGAGUACCAGCAAUAUCUAGAUUAUUACAAAAGCUAUUUCACGCAGCAAAUAACCGCGGGAAACUCAAUAACUUUGUACCAAGAAAAUCAAAUGGACGCAGCGAACGCCGCAGCCGCCGUAGCCCAAUCCGCGAUCCAACAAAUGCAAGCAAACAAAACAUUCUUUGACUCAACACAUAUCUCAAUCCCAAACGGCACAGACGGCAAACGCUAUCCGUUACCCGACACCACGAAAUACACCUACGAUAAAUCGAGUGGCUAUUAUUACGAUGCAACCACCGGGCUAUAUUACGACUCGAACUCCACUUAUUACUGGAACAGCGUUAUUCAAAAAUAUCUUUAUUGGGACCGCGAUAAAUUAACUUACGUAUUAGCCCCGACCAAUUACGAUAAUUACGCGAAUCAAAACCAAGCGUCUUCAAAUUCCGCCGCAGAAACAGAAAAUAAAAAACCGAAAUCUGAAAAACAAGACAAGUUUAAAACGGCGAAAAAAAUCGCGAAAGACAUGGAAAGGUGGGCCAAAAAUAUGAAUCAACGCAAAGAAACCCAAAGCUUUAAAAACGUCGAUGUCGCCCAAAAUAAUAGCCAAUCAAUCGGCGCGGCCGAUAUCGGUUUUUCCGUCCUAGAAAAGAAAACGCAAGCGAACGGUGGCGGUACUUGCAGCAAUGUUGGAUAUAAAGAACCCGAUAUUGAACCCCCACCCACACCAACAUCGGCUGUAGCACCACCUUUAGUAGCCGCUUACGGCGAGUCCGAAUCAUCCGACGACGAAGAAACCGGACCUGUUAACGACUUAGAAUUCUUAGAUUACAACAAAUUAAUCUGUAAUCUAUGCAAACGCCAACUAAAUUCGGCCGAUGCCUUAACAAAACACGCCCAACUAUCCGCCCUUCAUAAACAAAACGUAGAAGCCCGUUUAAAGAAGAAGAAGGCCGAUCAUUCCGAAAAGAUCGUUUACAGAGAUCGCGCGAAGGAGAGGCGAAUGAAAUACGGCGACCCCGACGAACCACAACCCAGCAAAUUAAAGGAAAAAUAUUUAAAAUCGAGGGAAAUCACCGAAUUACCCGUUACCGCUUCUGUUUCUGAACCCAUCGGAUCUGAAAAUGUUGGGAAUAGACUUUUACAGAAAAUGGGAUGGACUGAAGGACAAGGUCUUGGUAAAUCUAAUCAAGGAAGAACAACUAUAAUACAAGCUGAAUUACAUAAUAGUACAGUUGGUUUGGGAAAUAAAUCAUCAAGUUAUAACGCAAUGGCUGGCGAAUCAUACAAAGACUGUGUUAAAAAGAUGAUGUACGCUCGGUAUCAAGAGCUCUCCGAAAAAGAUGGAUCGUAACCUCCAUGCUAAAUAUUUAAAAACUUAUUGAUUUAAAAUACAUUAAUUUUCCCCUUACGAUUUCCGUCGCGUUUUUUUCUAAUAUUUUCUAUUUUAUACAUAUUGUUAUCCCACAUUUUUCUGCAAAUUAGGUUUUGUUUUUACGUUAAUUAUUAAGUUUGUUUUAGGCAUUUAUAUUAAUUUAAUGUUUAAAGCGUGCCAAAGGCUAUGGGAUAACUAAUUAAUUCUCCUUCAAUCGUAGAAGUGCCGAUGAGAACUUUUGUAUGAUGCGAAUCGUAAAAAAAAGUAAAUAAAAAACUAUUGCUUAAA